Messenger RNA from Xenopus laevis (African clawed frog), 1844 nucleotides. RefSeq names its product dexamethasone-induced protein (gene dexi.L). The transcript has 2 exons. Lineage: Eukaryota; Metazoa; Chordata; Amphibia; Anura; Pipidae. The record is from RefSeq and is a predicted model, not a curated record. The coding region runs from base 378 to 575 and encodes 65 amino acids.
AUGUUCUUGGUAUUUCUGAUGUUUCUGGCAACCCCCCAGUCUCCUCCCACUGGCCAUGCUGUGGAUUGCGUGGAUUGUAUAUAAUAUUUUGCAUAGCCGUGUAAGGCUAAUAAGUGGGAGUAAACAUUGCGUUGUCCCACUGCAGUGAGUGCUGCUCGUCCUGUGUGUGUCAAUCCUUUGCUGCUUCUUCCCUGCACCGCCGCGUUCUUUACCCCCCCACUAGUGCCCGACUCUCAUUAUCCGCGACCCCGUGGUGAAUGUGAAAGGCUGGAGCCCCUCCUGCGGUACCGACGCUCCCAAUCUAAGCCCCCUCGGGUCAGUGCUUGAUCUCUGCACCUCUGGAUUCCCCCGGAGCCGCGCUGCAUGAGUCGCCCUAUAUGUUUUACGUGGGAUUGUUCUUUGUGAACGUGCUCAUCCUCUAUUAUGCCUUCCUGAUGGAGUACAUCGCCCUCAACGUGGGCAUCGUCUUCCUUCCCGAGGAUAUGGACCAGGCUCUGGCGGAACUGGGAGUUCUUUCUGACCCCGCUUCCCUGCUCUACGAAGCCGACAACGAGCUGGACGGAUACCUGGAAUAAAGGAAGCGAAUAGGAGCACUGGGGAUACAAUGGUGUCAGUAUGGAGGUCUGGGAGAGGCAAUUGGCCAAAGCAGGCUUGUGUUUGCUCCAAAAUGUCCUCCUCCUCGGCACCGGGGCUACUGCGGACAGAACAUGCGGCCGGAUCAGUGCGCGAGGGACACGGCUGAGGUUUAAGGCCUAUUGUGUGACAUGAAGAGAGCCUUGGGCAGAACAAUGAAGAAGCGGAGAGUAUCGUACGCUGAAAAAAGCAUGUUAGCAAGAAGAAACUGCGCUUAACGCAUAUGCCACCUUUCUGCAAAAUAUAUAUAUAUAUUAUUCACUUAUGUUCAGCGUUUCUGAGCUCCACUUGUGUCAUGGACAGAAUUAACUUUUAUAAUGGACCUGACUUAUGUACUGGUCUCCCCUCCUAUUAAUGUUCUGUCACAAACUGGUAAAUGUAAGAAUAUGGAGCAUCUACUGAAACAGAAACAGCAAUGGGUAAUAUAUGAAACAAUGUGUACCUCAGUGUUGUGUCAUAGGAUAUUGUAUAAUGACUUAAAACGGCCCGUUUAAGGGCCUCAAAGUUGGAUUUUAAAUCUCCUUUACCUGCACACCAGCAAUAACAUUAACACAUUAGUUUAUAUUGGGAUGGCUUCGCCAUGUUUCGAGGAGUUGCCUGCAAUGCUUGAAAAUGUCUCUAACUUUGAAGGAUAUUCUAACCCUCCAUUUCCAGCCAGUCAAAACUUGUGUCUUCCUACGAGGCACAAAACCGUACGGGUCCCAUUCACUCACAAGUAUCUUACUACAUUUUGUGUGGAAUUUCACGUAUCUGAAAUUUAUAUUGCCUAAUAAAUGGUGGACACAGUGAUCCACUGUAAAAACAGUCCCCAGAUAAUUGUUACAUAAAUGAUUACAAUAGUUUCUAUAAAAAUAUUUUCUGCCUUUUGUUGUUACUGCAUUCAUUUUCCAAGUUUCUUUAAGAUUAAUCUAUCUCCAAUUAGACAUUUGUGUAUAAAUUUCCAUCCAACUGGAUAACUCCUUGGCCAUAGCAUUUUACAGCUGUGGUCAACAAUAACAUUAUUUUUAAAAACUUACAAACUGCUCUUACAUAAACUGAUCUAUUGCUGAAUACAUUUGAAAUUGACAAAUCAGGUUUCUAUAAAUUCUUGUUUCACUAUUAAGAUUACAGAACUUUGCUAUUCCAUUCAAAACAUAAUAUUCAAAGGGACCCCGCUUUUACCUUUUCCUGGGAAACAAAAAAAAAAAAAUUGGCAUAAAAUUCAGGAAAAC